Molecule: messenger RNA, 2477 nt
Organism: Trematomus bernacchii (emerald rockcod)
Lineage: Eukaryota; Metazoa; Chordata; Actinopteri; Perciformes; Nototheniidae
Exons: 15
Coding region: 85-1839 (584 amino acids)
Biological process (GO): nuclear envelope organization
Cellular component (GO): meiotic nuclear membrane microtubule tethering complex; nuclear envelope
Molecular function (GO): protein-membrane adaptor activity
Source: RefSeq, a predicted model, not a curated record
GAAAGUUAUAUUAAUCCUAGAUAUAUAGAUAGAUAUUCAUUUAUCUCCGACUACAUUUACAGCCAGACUUCUUCAUCAAACAUCAUGUCACGGAGAAGCUCACGAUUAGACUCCCAAGGAUACUACAACAAUGAUGGACUACCAAUCAUUUGCUACAAGGAACACCUGAACAGGACUGUUAACAGCAGAUGUUUGAGGAUCUCUUCAUGCAGUAGUAGAGCAGAGUCCACAAGAUACCUAGAAAGACACAAAACCAGCACCAGAAACAUAAAUAAUAACAUAAUAACAAACAUGGACAAGAACAGAAAGAGUUACAAAGACAGCAAGCAAAUUAGUGACUAUGACAGCAACGAAAUGAGCGACUCCUACAGAAACGAUGUCAACAACACAAGUAGUAACAGACACAGAAACAGCAGGUUCUCCACUAUAUUCAACCAAAAUAUGUUUGGCUUUCUCUUCUUCAUACUCGUCCUGUAUUUUGGAUUUGCAUGCAGAGAAGAGUUUCUCAGAUUAAACAAAGACACAAUGACCAACUUCAAGGGUCAAGUAAACACAUUGAGUGAAGAGAUUCUCACAUUAAACAAAGUCCUGAACUCCCUGCAACCGGUGGCGGACACUAUGCCCAACUUCGCUCUGGAGAGUCAAGUAAACACAUUAAGUGAAGAGAUUCUCAGAUUAAACAAAGUCCUGAACUCCCUGCAACCGGUGGCGGACACUAUGCCCAACUUCGCUCUGGAGAGUCAACAGGCAAGAGUUUUACUUGAUCAGUCUUCACAAACGUACUCCAAACGAAGAAGCUGCGCCUAUCUUUUUGGAAUGUUUUGUAAACGACCUGUACACCCAAGGACAGUCCUUCAGGGAGGCUCACCCCCCGGACGGUGCUGGCCCUUUGAAGGUGGGCGGGGGCAUUUAUUCAUUGCCCUGUCACACCCAGUCUACAUCAGCCAUGUGACACUAGGUCACAUUUCAAAGAACUUGUCCCCAACUGGCAUCAUUCCUAGCGCCCCAAAGACGUUUUCUGUCUAUGGCAUGAAUACUUUAGAUGACAAAGGAACCUAUCUAGGAACCUUUCUGUAUGAUCAGGACGGGGACGCAACACAAACUUUUGAGCUACCUGAUCAUGGAAAAGUUGUCUUCAAAUACGUGAAACUACAAGUUGAGAGCAACUGGGGUCACCCCGACUACACCUGUCUGUACAACUUCAGAGUUCACGGAAAGCUGGCAGAAGUUACAGACGGGAAGGAGAUCCCCAUCACCGUCCGGGCUCCUCCGGCCGCCGCCAUCCCGGCCGCCCCGCGGGGGAAGAAGCGUCCCGCGAGCCCGGCGGCUGGUUCCGCUCAGCCGGUCCCCGGGAGCAGCAAGAAGAAGAAAGGGCAGCUGACAGCCACACCAGCGGCGACACAGACACAGAUAACAGCAGCAGAGUCGGUGGCGGAGGUGAAGGCAGUGGGAACAGUUGAAAUCGCUCCAAAUGUUCUCUCAGAGUCAACAGCGAAGCCUCCACCGUUCAAAGACCCCGCCUUCGUGCAUUCUGGGAUUGGUGGAGCAGCAGCGGGUAAAAAGAACCGGACCUGGAAAAAUCUCAAACAGAUUCUGGCUUUGGAGCGGACUUUACCCUGGAAGCUUGAUGAUCCCAACUACUACAGCAUUGAGGCCCCUCCCUCCUUGAAGCCAACCAAGAAAUACUCUGACAUCUCUGGACUCCCUGCAAACUACACAGACCCUCAGACAAAGCUCCGCUUCACGUCCUCUGAGGAGUUCUCCUACAUCCGCCUCCUCCCCACUGAUGUAGUGACCGGAUACCUGGCCCUUCGAAAGGCAACAUGCAUCGUCCCCUGACAGCCGAGCAAGACUUGAAGAGUGAAAUACAUUUAAACCCGAGCUGAACUCAUGUUUGUGUUUGAGCUGUCGGGCCUGCAAGGAACCAAUGAGAGCGCUGUCUCCACAGAGAGGACACGGAGAAGUGCACUUCUUAAAUGAACAGAUGGUGCCACCAAACAUUUGCACAGCUGUUUUAGGAAAGGCUUUAACUUAUUAUUCAGAGUUACUGUGUGACAAAUAAAUGCAACAAAUAGUAUACUUUAUUUGAAUGCUUAUUCUCUUUACGAGACAUGUUUGUUGUCUGUAGCUGGAUAUCAUAAUUUCACUGUGAGAGAAUGUAUGACAAGUGUUAUCUUUAAUGAUAUUUGUUCCCGAUACAUUUGAAAGCUUGAUGUGGAUUUGCUCCUGCUAAAUCACAUGGAAUUACAGGAUGCUGUGCGCCCCCUUGUGGUAGAACAUUCAGGGGGGUAACAAUAAAAAAAGCUGUUGGAAGAAGUUUGCCCAUUUUAGAAUGAUUGUUACUUUUUACAAGUAGCUCAUUGAACCUUACUUGAAUACGUUUGAUUUCAGUUUAUCUCUUAUUCAUCUGUGUUUUCUAAUAUGUUUUGUAUGAAUAAAUAUUUCUAAGUGAUACAUUUAGAAAAAUCGAUGUCUGU